AUGUCUGGUUACGCUUAUACGUACGGCCAAUGGCCGCCACCGCAGCCACAGCCUCAGCCGCCGCAACAGACCCAACAAUACGCGCAGUUUGACUACCAGCCAGUGGGUAGCACGCCACCGAUAUACAGCAACAAUCCGUACCAAGCAACUCCUCAUUAUCCUGCACAGAUACCACCACCAUCUGCGCCUGCGCAGCUUCAUUCUCAUGCUCCUCCCCACAUUUCCCAUACCCCUGACUUUUAUGCCCAGUCGCAAACGGCAUAUGCCUACAAUACGAACAAGACAUCUGCUCUGGGGAUAAGUGGAAUACCGCACGGACAGUCGCGCGGAGAAGGGCCUCCUGGUGGUGCGGGCUGGAUGCAGGGCAGCACAUUCGAUGCCACAUCAUCUUCGUUUCCUCCGCAGUUCCCUGCGAAGAAUCAGGAAAUCCCUGCUUCGGGCAGUUUCCAGGAGCUUUUUCAACCACACCGCGCACCCAUGCAACACGAGCAGUCAUACCCGAUCACAACUGCCCCGCCCCUGCAGAUUGUGUCGGCUCCGUCUCCUCUGGCCCCCAGCAAAGAUACGCACAACAUCCAUGUCGAGGAAGGUGAGUUGGAGGAGGGCGAGUUGAGCGAGGGCACGGACAUGUAUGAUCCGCAGACGGUCACUAGCUCUGCCGUGCUGAGAGAAGAUUCGAUCUCAAAUACGGCACAGCAAAACGACGAGGCAGAAGAAGACUUGAAACGCCCAUCUCUGGAGCCAGCUGUGGCAAUCUACGCCGGUGUCACGGGACAGCCGCCGAGCCGUGAUGCCAGCGUCAUUGAUCCUCAGGAAGACGCAUUCUACGACGAAGAUGAAGACGAGGAGCGUGGAGGGGCUGUUGUCAUUGGCCACGGCCCGACCGGCUCAGAUGCAGCAGACGCCGACGACGAAUAUAUGGGAUUUUCCGAUUCAGACCAGAGAUCGCCUGUCCAAGAGCAACACCGCGCUCAAUCCUAUUCUCCGCAUCUCUCGCCUCAGGAAACACGAUCAGGCCGACCGGCACCGCUGCAAGACGGCGAAGGGACGAAAAUCAACCCGUUGAAGACGUUGGACGAGAAGACAAUGGAAACCGUCCGCCUCGGAGCCUUAGGCUCAGAGGCGGACGGUUUGGCGAAAGAAGACAGCCAGAAGCUGGUCGCGGAACACGCGAGCCCUGUCAACACUGCCCCGUUUGCUUCCAUUGAUGACGCUAAGAAGGAGGCACAGAAGGCUAUUCUGCGCCUGAUUCCUUACGGCGUCAACUAUCAGACGUUUAUCGACGAGGGUUUCGACGAAAAGACAAUCAAGUCACUGUUUGCAGAGCUGGGCCUGAAAUCUGCGCAAAUGCCCGAAGCAGAAACUUCACAGCCGUCGCCCAAGCCGGCAUCGGUAGCAGAAAGCCAACGAAGCAACAGCGACACGAACGGCCCGAAACUGGAAGAGAGAAAGGACCGCAUUGCCCGCCUUCUGGCUCUCAGAGCCUCAAAGCCUAGCGCAGGUACGCCACCAGCUGUCUCAACAUCAAACGAGGCAGCGGCGCCACCUGUCGAGAAGGCGAAGUUGGAAAAGACGAGGUCGGACAAAGCACGGCUUUUGCAGCAAAAAUUGGACGCUCUUAAGAGGGCACAAGCAGCAUCUCACGCUCAGUCGUCUGGUGGGCCGCCGCAGAUUCCGACAUUGUCGGAGUUGCCACCGAAUGGCAGCGUCCUGGUCACGCCCUCAUCGUCGGCAUUGCCACAACGACCGGGACCGAAAACGCAAGCAUCUCCAGCAGUGCGCCAACAAUCUGUGGUCCUGCCUGCGUCGACGAUCCCUAGUGUUGUGGCCUCUGGUUCAGGAACGCCACAGGCUGCAGGCGGAUCUCGCAAGCGGCCGGUUGCUGCGGACUUGAACGACUUUUCGACGUUGCCUUCAAAUCCGCUGAAACGGCCAUUCGGGCAGAUGCGGCAGGAUUCGUCGUUGAUCAUCGAUGUCAGCGACGACUCCGACUCUAGUUCAGACGUCGAGAUGGAGAUGGAUUCCCCGACGGACGAGCACCCGUCAAAGGCGCUCCAAGGGGGCCGAGCCCGUGCCGGAAACUCUGUCCGCGAUUUCCCACCCCUCUCAGAAACGCCAUUUCAGCCGCGGCCAUUUGGACGACUGCCUACGUCCAUGCGGACUCCACCGAGCGGACCUGCAGCAACGAGGGCCAAAGACGACGAGUACGCGCGGAAGAUGAGGCAGAUCGAGGAAAUGAAGCGGAAGAUUGCCGAGGCUGAGGCCAAGAAGGCCAGGGGCUCGCCGAGCGGAUCGCAGACGCCGAGAACAGGCGACAGCACACCGCCAGAGGUUGACGCCUCAGCCGCUAAGACGCCCAUUCGCCGGGCAGUGUCCUCCAGCGGGAUCCCGCAGAGCGCAGCGCCAGGACUCGUCGAGGCCGUGUCUGCAAGGCUGCCGAAGCCAUCGGACAACACGUUUGUGGCGGCAGACGCGGCCAGACGUGCACUGAGGACACGUAUUGCCAGCCAGCAGCUGCCACGGGUGGAAGCCACGCUGAAGGAGAAGAUGUUCAAGCUCAAGUUGCUGCAGGAUAAGGUGGCAGCGCUGCAGAAGGAGAUCGACGUAGGCAUGGCCGAGAAGAUGCGGUUGGCAGAGACCAUGGUCGAACUUGACAAGGAGGAGGUUCCCGCUGUUUCUGACCAGCCACAGCCAACGGCCGUCGACGCAGAAGCUAUUCGUGUGACCGAGUCCCCGACUGCAGAUGUGCAGUUGCAGCUGCUAGUGGAAGAGAGCGCAGCCGCGGCUGUCGAGAGCAUGUUGGUAGCAGCGGAUGAGUUGACUGAGACGACGGCUGUCAAGGACAGAGCCGAACCGGAGGGCGAAAAUCGUGCAAAGACAGAAAAGCCCGAUGCCGGCGAGGAAGAGUCAGCAGCCGAGGACCCGCUGCAGUCAGACACAGCGUUGGAGCAGGACAAUAUGUCUGAAGGCCCAUCGUAUGAGCCGAUGGCUGACGAGGCGGAUGAGGUCGACGAGGAUGGUGACAUCGAAAUGGAGGACGAUGUGGACGAAGCAGCUACCGAGCCAACAGUCGAGGCAGCGCCCCUCGAAGUGCUUGCUUUGCCCAUCUCACAACCUCUUGACGAAAACCCGGUUGGCGAUCUGCUUCAGCCACAACAGCGUCAGAAGAGCAAACAGCUUCCCGACAUCGGAAGCUCAAAGGCGCCGCCGCCAGCAAUUCCGGCCCUUGAACCCUACGAGAGUCCGUUGAAGUGCUUCCGUUCCUACCGAUUCCACCCGCAGUAUAAAUCCGACGUGAAGGGCGGCCUGAAAUCAUUAACCUACAGUGGUAGGAUUGACCCCGACGUCGAGCUGUGUCCCUACGAGCUCAGCGGCCAGGCCUGCGCGGCGGCUCCAGACUGCCAGUACCAGCACCUGUCGUCCAUCGUUCCCAAGGAUGACCAAAUCCUCGUUGAGCUCGGCCGGUCCGACGAUUUCACCGGCGAACAGAAAGCCAAGUUUGUCACGGGCCUGAGAGACGUGUUGAAGCGAUUCCGGGAUGCCAAGGUGCGCGACUUUGACACAAUUGCGUACGAGAUUAUUGGCUUCCGACGCCAGUUCCUGGGCGAUGAUUCCAAGGUCGUGUCCCACCUUGAGGACGUCACGGUCUGA
Messenger RNA from Grosmannia clavigera kw1407, 3651 nucleotides. RefSeq lists its product as uncharacterized. The record is from RefSeq and is a predicted model, not a curated record. Gene Ontology annotation, molecular function: metal ion binding. The transcript has 2 exons. Bases 1 to 3651 code for a protein of 1216 amino acids. Lineage: Eukaryota; Fungi; Ascomycota; Sordariomycetes; Ophiostomatales; Ophiostomataceae.